CCUCCUCCUCCUCCUCCUGCAGACAGUUAUUCUCAGCGGGCAGGUGUUCGGGCAGCCCUGGCUCAGGACCCCUCCUGGAUCUCAGAGUACAUCUCCAUGGCGAUACCGAUGUUGACGUCUCAGGACAACGAGGUCACGUACCUGGUUCCCUGGAGUCACCUGCAGACGCCGCCGCAGGAGGGUGGUGUGUACGAGCUGGUGUCCUAUCAGAUGCGUCCCGGCGGUCCGGCUGUUUGGGGCGACGCCUUCCAGGCUGCCGUCACCUCCCAUGAUGCACCGGGGUACGGCAAGCUGGUGGGAGCUUUCCACAACGAGUUUGGCGUGAUGAACAGAGUUCACGCCCUCUGGUGGUUCGAGAGCGCCGACCAGCGAGCUGAACUCCGACACAGAGCUCACACCGACGCCAGAGUGGUCGCUGCAGUCAGAAACAGCGUCGUCCACCUGGACUCUCAGGUGAAUCAGCUAAUGUUUCCCUGCACCUUCUCUCCCAUGAAGUAACUUCCUGUCCUCACACCUGCGUCUCCACGGCAACAGAGACAAAACAUCCACGUUGAAACUUAACGUCCUUCAGAUCUUCGACAGUCAGACAAAGUGUGUGUGUGUGUGUGUGUGUGUGUGUGCGCGUGUUUUACUCGCCAACAUCAACAAAGUCGACCUCUUAUCAGCCAGACAGGAAGGAGCCUUUCAAAAUAAAACAGUGUGAAAGUUGCUGAUUAUUCUCAGUUUAAAAACACGUGUUGAAACAUUCGUCCACAGACAGCCAACGCCUCCUCACUCGCUUCAGCCCUCAGAGGCUUUUACAGGGUUAAUCAAUACAUCAUAUUUCCUCCAUCGCAUCAUCGUGGCACCCAAGCUCUAACAGCCGAGCUCAAACCGCCGAGCUCUAACAGCCAAGCUCAAACCGCCGAGCUCAAACUGCCGAGCUCUAACAGCCAAGCUCAAACCGCCGAGCUCAAACUGCCGAGCUCAAACCGCCGAGCUCUAACAGCCGAGCUCAAACUGCCGAGCUCAAACUGCCAAGCUCUAACAGCCGAGCUCAAACCGCCGAGCUCAAACCGCCGAGCUCUAAAAGCCGAGCUCUAAAAGCCGAGCUCUAACAGCCGAGCUCUAACCACCGAGCUCUAACAGCCGAGCUCAAACCGCCGAGCUCAAACCGCCGAGCUCUAAAAGCCGAGCUCUAAAAGCCGAGCUCUAACAGCCGAGCUCUAACCGCCGAGCUCUAACAGCCGAGCUCAAACUGCCGAGCUCUAAAAGCCGAGCUUUAAAAGCCGAGCUCUAAAAGCCGAGCUCUAACAGCCGAGCUCUAACAGCCGAGCUCAAACCGCCGAGCUCUAACAGCCGAGCUCUAACAGCCGAGCUCAAACCGCCGAGCUCUAACAGCCGAGCUCUAACA
Messenger RNA from Plectropomus leopardus (leopard coralgrouper), 1393 nucleotides. The record is from RefSeq and is a predicted model, not a curated record. Lineage: Eukaryota; Metazoa; Chordata; Actinopteri; Perciformes; Serranidae.